CCAUCUCUGCGAGGUGGGCAUUCUGCCCCGCACCCACGGCUCCGGCCUGUUCACCCGCGGCAUGACCCAGGUGCUCUCAACUGUCACCGUCGGUCGCUGUCGAUGAGACAGACCCUGGACACCGUAGGGCCCGACAACACCAGGCGGUUCAUGCACCACUACAACUUCCCGUCCUUCUCCACCGGCGAAGCCCGGCGCGUCGGGUCCCCGGGACGCCGCGAGAUCGGCCACGGCGCCCUCGCCGAGCGUGCCAUCCUUCCCACCCUGCCCUCUGAGGACGUGUUCCCCUACGCCAUUCGCGUGGUGUCCGAGGUGCUCAGUUCCAACGGCAGCACGUCAAUGGGCAGCGUCUGCGGCACCUCGCUGGCCCUCAUGGACGCUGGCAUUCCGGUCACUGAGCCGGUGGCCGGCAUCGCCAUGGGUCUUGUGACCAGCGAAGACGGGCAGUACGCCAUCCUGAGUGACAUCCAGGGCAUCGAGGACUUCCUAGGCGAUAUGGACUUCAAGGUGGCCGGCACCGCCGCGGGGGUCAACGCCCUGCAGAUGGACAUCAAGUGGACCGGCCUGACCCAGGAGAUCCUGGCAGAGGCCCUGGAGCAGGCCCGCAUUGGGCGGCUGCACAUCAUGAGCAAGAUGGCCGAGGUCAUCACCGUCUCCAAGACCCAGAUGAGCCCCCACGCCCCCAAGAUGAUCCGUCUCAAGAUCAACCCCGACAAGAUCGGCGCGCUCAUCGGCCCCGGCGGACGGGUGAUUCGUGCCAUCCAGGAAGAAACCGGAACCAACAUCGACGUGCAGGACGACGGCACGGUGACCAUCGGCGGCGUCGACCAGACCAAGCUGGAAAUGGCCCAGUCCAAGGUCGACAGCCUGACCCGCGAGCUGGCCAUUGGCGACAUCUUCACCGGCAAGGUGGUGCGUCUGACCAACUUCGGCGCCUUCAUUGAGCUGGUGCCGGGCCGCGACGGUCUAAUCCGCAACGGUGACCUUGGCGACCUGGAAGAAGACCUGGUCGAAGGCCAGGAAAUCACCGUGAUGAUCCAUGAAAUCGAUUCGCAGGGCCGGGUAAACCUCUCCCGUCGCGCCCUGUUCGGCGACGACAGCCCGCCCGCACCGCGCCCUGAGGGCGCCCGCCCCGGCGGCUUUGGCGGCGGACGCGGCGGCGACCGGGGUGGACGUCCCGGCGGAUUCGGCGGCGGUGGACGCGGCGGCCCCGGUGGGCGCAGCGGCGGCGGCGGCGGAAACCGCAACGGCGGCGGCCGGCCUCCCAUGGGCGGCGGCGGACGCGGCCCAGCCCCGGGUGCCGGAGGGGAUCGCCGCUUCGACGGCGGUGGCCGGGCCCCCGGCGCCCCUCAAGCAUAG
Molecule: messenger RNA, 1359 nt
Organism: Geodia barretti
Lineage: Eukaryota; Metazoa; Porifera; Demospongiae; Tetractinellida; Geodiidae
Source: the annotation of a GenBank genome assembly